AUGAAUCACGAUUUACUUCCAUGCCACGACGACGACCUCACUGCGUCCGUCGUGGAGCUUUACCGACGUCUCACUAACGAUAUUCGGUUUCACCAACGUGAUCGGUUUAGCUCAAUCCCGGUUGACUACGCCGUAGUACUAAUGGAAUCACUGCAAACUCUUGUCACAGCAAUCCUUCGGGACGAAAAUUAUCUCACGUUUGCCACUGCGACCAAUCUUGACGCCUUCUGGGGGCUCCCUGGUGUUGCCGAAGCCGUGGCGGCACUUAGACAAGACCUUAAUGAUGCUAUUAGGCUCAUUUCAAACGAGGAUAGGAUUCCUACUCUCGUACUCAGUCUCAAAGGGAUGGCACCAGUGCGCGAUAACCCAGUAGUGGAGAAAACGAUUCAACGCUCUCUCGACGAACUCACGGACGAGAUUAAGGUGCGCCGCGAUGCGAUAAUCCAGAGCUCAUCGCACCUGCGGAAGAUGUAUGAAUCUUUCGCUCUUACCAAGGAGACCAUCGGAGAGAAGUCUUUGGCUGACUACAAGAUCCUGCGCAGUCUGGUUACCCAUCUCUUUGGUAUUGAUCCACUGUCGGUCACGAAGGCAUCCUUCAACUUUCCCUCAAAAAUCCGGACACUCAAUUCACCUACUCUGGGUUCAGCAUUUAAUAUUCCAUUCACCGAGUAUAAUCCAUGUUUUAACGACAUUGAGGAGUCCAGCAAGGUUUGGACUCGCCGUCAAUUGGCCAUUGGCAACCAAACCAGCGAGCGGCCGCUCGAUAGGCUGGUCGAACAGUUCCUUUCAUCUCUCGAUAUAACCAUAAAGAGUAUAGCAAACCUCGAGGGAGGACUCGCGCCAUGGGACGAUGGUGAUAUUAUCGGUAUGCUGUCAAGAAGUUGCAAGAACCUGGACAAGAAGGUUAAGGAAAUAGAGUCAGCUUCAUCAGUUUCCACUACGAUUGCCAUUUGUGGCCAAAUGAAGGCGGGAAAAUCCACCUUCUUGAACGCAUUGAUAGGGCGGAAUCUUUUAACAUCCCGGAAAAUGGGAUGUACAACGUGGCCAGUCAUAGUUCGAAACAAUCCGAAGGCCCUCGAACCAACUCUGACUGUUGAAACGCCCGCUUUUGAUCCGUUUCUUCAAUACCUUCGGGGCUCCCUGGACGACAACGGCGCUCCCACUACAACGGAUGUUGUGGCGAACAAAGUCAAUCGCAGCCGAGUUUUCUGGAACAAAAUGGGGAGCCAUCUGAAGACUCAAUACGCAGUCUUUAGAAGCAAAAAUUUUGCCUUGAAGAGGAUCAGUAGCACACUUGAUGACAUUGUCGGAACAGUUGAGUACUUUUAUGUCAGGCUACUCCCCAAAAUAUCUGAUAUCAAUGACCUCUUGAGACUCUACUGGAACUUGGAAGUUGGACGCGAACGCCUUGUCACUAUUGGUCGCGCUUUUCCGGUCCUCGAAGUCAGAUUUGAUGUGGCAGACACUUUUCUUCACGAUGUUGAGUUUGUAGAUAUGCCGGGACUUGCAGAUGCUGGGAUCGACGAGUCGGAUCGCAUGGAUAUUUACCAGGAAGUCUUCAAAAUAUCUCAGGGAGUCAUCUACGUCGUUGAAGCAAACUACAAGGCAAUUGGACUCGAAACAAAAGAAGCCGAGGCAAGGGGACUCAUCCGUCUAGCCAACAAGAGGCCUCUCUUCGUUGUCGCAACCCACUCAGAAACUGUGCCACAAGACUUUCCGAAUAGUGAGGAAGGUCUGCAAUUCGCACAUACCAUGAUGCCCAACGUGCGCAUAUCACGGGUAAUGUCACGGUGUCAUUUCUGCACCCCUGUUUACAAGCUUGCAUCGCUUGCCUUGUCUCGUAUAAUCGAGCAAUGCAAAAGAAACGCAACCUCGAUCCCUGACUGGGAUCAGAUCCAGAAGAAUCCGACAAUUGAGGCGGGACUCAAUGCCUACUUCCUGAAUAGGGGAUCAAAGAUGUGGACCGGCAAUCUUUCGGAGAUUGCCCGGAACACCGAGGAGAGUAUGCGUCAAGAAUCAAAGAUGCCUGAAGUCAGUGGCUAUAUCAAAAAGUGCAUUCUCGAUGAAAUUGUGGAUGGAAAGCGUAUGGAUUCUCUGGGAUCUAUGUUCUCUGCUCUUCGAGAAUCAGUUGUCGGCCAGCAAAUACUACUUGACCAGGCGAGACUCUCUGAAAUUCAACUACAAGAUGCCAAGGCUGAGAGAGACGACUACCUUGCAAAAAGUCACAAAAUCUUUGCUUCAUGGGAUCAUAAUAGGCUAUCAUUCUCGGCAAAGAGUUACUCCGCGUUGAAGAGAAACUUGGAUUUCGCCUUCGAGAAGGCUGAAAAAGCUGUUGAGAAAGCUGUUAAAGAUGUUUCGGCGAAGUAUCCUGUCGUGGGCAAUAUAAUACUAUUCAUGGAUCGAACUCAGGCACUCUCCUUUCUGGUUGACGUUGCAAAUAACCUUCGGGCCAGGCUGAGCGUUAUUCUGUCCGAAGCUGUCCUCGAUGUGCGCGAGGUAGCUCACAAAGCCUGGGAAGAGCGCAUCAGUGGUCUUGCUUCCCAGUUUCAAACCAUGCUUCCGGAUGGUCACGGCGCUCUCCAAGCCGCUCUCAAGGCAGACCUCAUAUUCACGCUGGACGACCUUUCCUCAAGCAGGAUCGAUGAGGCACUUGGGCGUAUGGUGGCGGACCGCGCGAGUGCGGACCAACCGUGGUCCUGGGUCCGCGAUCUCAUCGCAAGCUUCUCACCAUGGAUCGCGCGCGCUUUUACAACACGUGAAGCCGAUAUCAAGCUUCAGGCCGAGCUUCUGCGACGAAGCAGAUCCCCGGCCGGAGAUGGCGAUACCAAGGCAGAGGAGGAGCGGAAAAAGGAUCAAACGGUACUCGAGGCCAUAAGUUCUCAUACGGUCCAGGAGAUCAUUGAUAUGGAGAAAAUUCGAGAGAAAGAAGAGCAGGAUCGGGGUCAGCUUGUUGUCCAACAAAUCAGCGGCUUAACCAUCAGCGACCCGUCUUUUGCUCAGAAACAUGCGCGUGGAGAAGCCAACUUCGGUGACAUUCUUGAAACCAACGGAACCCAGAAUCCCCCGAAGGAGUUGGCCGAGAUUUCCCUUCAAGAUCUUUUCACGGAGAGCGAGAAGUGGCUUGGGUGGCUGGUUGUAGCGCCAAAUGCAACAGGUUACGCAGAGACUCCAGCGACUGCUACCAUCUGGCCGUGCCUUGCUGCCGAUGUGGACCCACAACUCGAUAUUGCGACGACCAUCGCAACCUAUAAACAGUAUACGCUUCGUACGUGGCAAAUACUCGUAACUCAGCAAGCCAAGGAUGGCCUCGAUCGAGCUAUCACUCUCAGCUCUGCUAUGGGACUCGCGAAGGUUCAAAAGGCAUUCUCGAAGCAGCAGCAACUCCUUGAUUCCCUCGUACAGCAACUCGCCGCACCGGUGAACCCUGAUAUGGAGGUGGAGCUUCUCGUAACACAAAUGAGGUCUAUUAGCACUCUAGCAGUCUUAGAAGAACUGCACGCGAAGUUCAAGGAGCUCUGGGAGUACAGGUAUGAUCUUCCGCAGCAGGAUUCUAGGUAG
This is a messenger RNA of Serendipita indica DSM 11827, 3558 nucleotides long. Lineage: Eukaryota; Fungi; Basidiomycota; Agaricomycetes; Sebacinales; Serendipitaceae. The record is from the annotation of a GenBank genome assembly.